Messenger RNA from Mus caroli (Ryukyu mouse), 848 nucleotides. Lineage: Eukaryota; Metazoa; Chordata; Mammalia; Rodentia; Muridae. The record is from RefSeq and is a predicted model, not a curated record.
ACACGGCUGUUCUUGUGUCUGCUCAGGACUGCUGUUUGUAAUGUGUCAGGGUCCACAAACUUGCUGCUGGGUCCCCUGAGUGACUCCAGAUGUCACCCUUGCUUUCCUCAGGAUGGCUCUCCAACCUUUUAUUUCUUCAAUUAUCAAAUCAAGGAGGGCAACUGCUCUGCUCAGAGUGGCCUCGCCUGGCAGGACUGUGACUUCAAGGACGCCGAGGAAGCCGCCACUGGAGAAUGCACAGCAACUGUGGGGAAGAAAAAAAAUAAGUUUUUCAUAGUCACCCAGACCUGCAAGAUUACUCCAGGUGGGUGGUACAAAUCCUCACUAAAUAUUUGUCUUGUACUAUUAACUUUACAGGUGGUAGCAGGAACUAAUUACGUUAUUGAGUUCAUAGCCAGAGAAACCAAAUGUUCCAAGGAAAGUAACACAGAGCUGACAGAAGAUUGUGAGAUCAAGCACCUUGGACAAAGUCUCAACUGCAAUGCUAACGUGUACAUGAGACCAUGGGAGAACAAAGUCGUCCCGACUGUGAAAUGCCAAGCAUUAGAUAUGACUACUCUGAUUCGAAGGAGGCCUCCAGGCUUUUCUCCUUUCCGGACAGCCAGAGUACAAGAAACAAAUGCAGGAACAACUAGGCUCCUAAACGCGUGCGAGUACAAAGGCAGACUCUCAAAGGCAGGGGCAGAGCCAGCGCCUGAGCGUCAGGCAGAAUCUUCACAAGUGAAGCAGUUGCCCCAGCAAUGACCCAGAGGGAAGGACCAGAAGAAUCCUGGGAUGUGUGGAGCGCGGGACCAUCGUCUUCAUCACCCUGAUCCUAGUGGAAAUAAAAUUCAGACUUGAUGAUUUUA